GAAACCUAACGUUCAAAAUAACUUGCCAUUCAAUUCCCGGCCAAUCACAAACGAAACGGUUAGUUGUGGUACCACGAAAACCUACUAGUCUUCUCUACCAUGUCUCUCCCCUCUGAUCUAUUGCUUCUUGCCACAUCUCUCUCUCGCUCUCUCUCUCGGUAUCCACAGAGCAAACAUGUACAGGCCAGGGCUCUUACCGGCUUCCAGCAAUGCUCAACAUCAACGGUGGCGAGAGACUUGGGCACGACUGCUAGCUCCUUUGACUUUAUGGAUAUGUGUGUCAGUAAGCCUCCGAUAUGGCUACUAUGCGGAUUGCCGUAUGGUGCUUGGGCCAAGCUCUUCUCGAUUGAUGAAGGCUACUUCUCUGUUUGUAGAACAGGUUGAAGUUAGAGAUGAUAACGGGAAAGGGGCUCUUCUUUUUGGGUUCUCCGAGAAGCCAGAAUUAAACGGGGAAGCCAAUUGGAGCUCUUCAAAUUAUUUGAUUGUUGGAUCAUAUGGCCGCAAGGGAUACUAUUUGUGGUUGAACAAGGGUUCUAGAAUCUGCAUAAGAUGGGCAACUCAAACCAGUAGAUUAGACAAAAUUGAAGUGAUUAUGAUGAAAGGAGAAAGAAAACGUGAAACAUUGCUGCCAAACCUUUCGACUUCCUUUGAUGCCCUUUUCCUGAAUGAGUCAAUGAAUGGUAAAGAGGCGGAGUACACCAUUGAGGAAGAUGACAAGUACUAUGUUAGUGUGGUUAGCUCGAAUCCGAGAAGCAUAAUAAUGACAUUCAGUUUAAAUGUUACAUCAAAGGUUUAUGAUUUAACUAAAGCUAGCAACAUGUGUUCAACACUAAAUGGAUCAUGCCGGCUCAAACUUCUGUUUCCUGACACUCAGUAUGUCAUAGUUUCAACACCUGACAAUGGUGACCUUGCUGGAUCAUACAUUGAGCUAUCUUUUGUUGCUCGUGUUAUUACUUACAUAGCAAUUUUAGGUUUUUUCAUCAUUAUCAUUUUCCUGGUGCUGAAAUACCUUGGAGCAUGUGAUACUGAGACAACAGUAGUUGAUACCGCAGUUAGGGAAAUAUCCUGGAGGACUGAGACUGAACCUAUAUUGCCAGAGAAAACUGUUCACCUGACCUAUGGAACGACAGCAGAGGAAGACAAUGAUGAUGCUGAAACAGGAUCCUCUAGUAGCUCUUCAGAGGAUUUAUAUGAUGCAAAAUUAUGUGUAAUAUGCUAUGACGAUCAACGUAACUGCUUCUUCGUUCCUUGUGGCCACUGUGCCACUUGCUAUGAUUGUGCUCAAAGGAUUAUGGAGGAGGAUAACAAGAUGUGUCCAAUAUGUCGAAGACUCAUUCACAAAGCAAGAAGAUUAUUUAGUCCCUAGGAGCUAAUGAAAUGGGAUUGUAAAUUCAUGUUUGCAUUGUCACUACGGAGAGAGGUAGAGUCUUGCCCAUGGUAAAUGGAGUGCCGUUUUGGCUUUUUGUGAUUGCUCGGCCUUUAUGCAAAUAAUACCUCCCAAAGUUUAUAUUUCUCAGUCAAGCAGUAUGGAGAAUAUAUUGGCUUUAGCAGUUUGUAUUUGUUUUGGUAGCCAGAGCCAGCUCCCUUCUCAUAUCUUUAUCACUUGAGAAGGGCAUAGUCGUGUGUUAGUAAAUGAAUAUAAUGUGAUUGUCGUAUCAUUCUUAUCCAUUUGUUCUCAGAAAAGAUUGUGAAGCAGGCAGGACGAUAUCCAUUUCUAGACUGGAUUCAGUCACUUACAUAGGACUUGGUGAACAGGUUCAACUUCCUGUCCUCUUGUUUAUGGGAAAUGAAAGAAGUCAGUAAUAUAGAUGACAAUGUAACAUGAUACCAAAAAUUUCCUCACAAAUGGUGACUAGUGAAGGAUAUAUAGAUCGAAACCUUCUAGAAUACAUGUCCUUUGCUUUGAACGACUUCUUCACUUCGUAGGCCAAAAAGUGUUUGUCCCCAUGGUGAAAAUACGCGUUUGCUUUGCAGCACCAGGCUUCAGUACUUUGAACUCGACAGAGGAUGUACCCAAGGCAGGUGAAGCAUCUUCUAAUGUUUUGUGAAGGUUGAUGUCAUUAGGCCCUUUGAACCACAUUGCUCCUCUGAAAAUACAAUGACGAAAUUCAUAUUUCUUCCAUCACUAUGUUGAAUUAUUUUGCUAUUUUAGGUUGGAUGAGUCCCUGACUUUACAAGAAAAGAAAUAUCAAGGUAGAAGAUACAAAAACAGAGUCAUGGCUUUUGUAAUAUUUUUUGAGAAAGACCUAUCCUAAUGCAAACUCAAAGUUAUGUUUGUCAUCUACCACAGGUUAAUUUCUCAUCGUGUACUAGACUUUAUGACUAUCAUGAAUCAAAUUUUGACCUUUC
Molecule: messenger RNA, 2349 nt
Organism: Theobroma cacao (cacao)
Lineage: Eukaryota; Viridiplantae; Streptophyta; Magnoliopsida; Malvales; Malvaceae
Product: E3 ubiquitin-protein ligase APD2-like
Biological process (GO): protein ubiquitination; cell cycle
Molecular function (GO): ubiquitin protein ligase activity
Source: RefSeq, a predicted model, not a curated record